CCCGAUGGCGAAGCAGCAGAGCCGGGAGCAGGGCAUCACUCUGCGGGGCAGCGCCGAGAUCGUGGCCGAGUUUUUUUCAUAUGGCAUCAACAGUAUCUUAUACCAACGUGGGAUUUAUCCUGCUGAAACUUUUACACAUGUUCAGAAAUAUGGACUUACUAUGCUUGUAACUGCAGACACUGAACUUAAAAACUAUUUGAACAAUGUGGUGGGACAGCUGAAAGAAUGGCUCUGUGAAUGUUUAGUUCAGAGGCUAGUGGUAGUGAUCUCUAGCAAGGAAACCAGUGAAAUUCUUGAAAGGUGGCAAUUUGACAUUGAAUGCGAUAAAACAGCAAAGGAUGAAAGUACACCAAGACAGAAAUCUCAGAAAGCUAUACAGGAUGAAAUUAAAUCUGUCAUCAGACAAAUAACAGCCACGGUGACGUUUCUUCCUUUACUAGAAACUACAUGUGCAUUUGACUUGCUCAUUUUCACAGACAAAGACUUGGAAGUUCCAGAGAAAUGGGAAGAGUCAGGCCCACAAUUUAUUGCUAACUCUGAAGAAGUCCGUCUUCGUUCCUUCACAACUACAAUACACAAAGUCAACAGUAUGGUGGCCUACAAAAAGGACAGCUUGGCUUAACAGGGCAAAUAAUAUUGUACAGAAAUGUCCCCUUUAAACUGCUUUAGCCAAUAGUAUUUAAGUUCUGAAUAGAUCUUUCUACAAUUCUGUUCCAGUUUGAAUGAAAAUAGCAGCAAAAAUGCACUUUGUACAUAUCCCACACUUUACGAUCAGGAUGUUAAUCCUUAAAUGUUGUAGAAACAUAAGCUGUCUUCCAAGCAUAUGCCAAAGUCCUCCAGCCCCUUACCAUCUCAACCUGGAUUAGAUAAGAAACUUGAUGACAGAAUAUAGCUUAGCUUUCAAAUUACCAGGCCAGUUACCUAACUUGAAGCAUAAUCUUGAAAGUGUACUGUGGCUGUAUUGCUAAGAAUCCUGAAAUACUUUUCUUUUAAUAUGCAACUGAAUUCUCUCAUUUUGGUCUUUAUAUAAUGAAAGCUGUAAUGUAAAUGUGUUUUUAAAUAUUUGUAUUUUGUAGAAUAAAAGUCUAAACUGCAUAAUGUACAAGCACAUGAUAGGUAUAGUUUUCAACUGGUUUCUAUAUUUUAAGUGACAUGCCAACCUGUAUAACUGGCUGUUUUUACUUUGAGGUGGAGGUGUACUGCAA
This is a messenger RNA of Elgaria multicarinata webbii, 1205 nucleotides long. RefSeq names its product mitotic arrest deficient 2 like 1 (gene MAD2L1). The transcript has 5 exons. The record is from RefSeq and is a predicted model, not a curated record. NCBI's taxonomy places the organism in Eukaryota, Metazoa, Chordata, Lepidosauria, Squamata, Anguidae. Bases 5 to 622 code for a protein of 205 amino acids. Gene Ontology annotation, cellular component: kinetochore; cytoplasm; nucleoplasm. Gene Ontology annotation, biological process: mitotic spindle assembly checkpoint signaling.